This is a messenger RNA of Pelodiscus sinensis (Chinese soft-shelled turtle), 3793 nucleotides long. RefSeq names its product glutamyl aminopeptidase. Gene Ontology annotation, cellular component: plasma membrane; cytoplasm. Lineage: Eukaryota; Metazoa; Chordata; Testudines; Trionychidae. The record is from RefSeq and is a predicted model, not a curated record. Gene Ontology annotation, molecular function: metalloaminopeptidase activity; zinc ion binding; peptide binding. Gene Ontology annotation, biological process: regulation of blood pressure; proteolysis; peptide catabolic process.
GAGGAGGGGGUGGAGCUGCACUGCUUAUAAGGAGAGAAGUCAUUACAGCAGUGUUCUUCUGUACCCAUUUCCUCUCUUCCUCCACAGCUGCACUCUGAAUCAGCCACUUUUCCUCUGGGUUAGAUGAAAGCUACUUUUAAUUGAGUGCCGGAUGGAAGAGGUGAGAGAGACAGAAAGGAUAUAACUAUAUCAUUAGAAUACAGACCAAAUCUGUUGGGCUUACCUAAAAAAGGCAGAACUGCUGAGGACCUUAAUAAGCCUUAAGAUGUCCAAGAAGGACCGCGUGAAUGAACAGCAUAAGGGCACCAUCUGUGCAGUGGUGAAGGACCGCGUGAAUGAACAGCAUACGGGCACCAUCUGUGCAGUGGUGGUUGCAGUAGGUAUAGCUAUUGGACUUGGUGUGGGAUUAAACAGACCUGAGUCCUGCCAGACUUCAGGAGCCACACAGCAGCCAGCAACCACCAUCCCUGGGACAGAGGAGCUGCACUACUGCGCUCCCAAAAAUGUGAGUGGAGAAUGGACAGACUUCAGGCUACCCACUUACAUUAACCCAGUGCACUAUGAGCUGGAAAUAAAGCCCGAGAUGGAUGCAAAUAGUUACACAGGGACAGUCAACAUCUCUAUCAAGUUAGAUAAACCAACCCAGCAUUUGUGGCUUCACCUCCGAGAGACCAAGAUCACAGAGAUGCCCGUGCUCCGGAAAUCCUCCGGGCAGCAGAUUGCACUGAGAGAUUGCUUUAAAUAUGAACAACAUGAAUAUGUGGUGAUGGAGGCAGAAGAGAAGCUCUCUCCUACUGCUGCAAAUGACAACUAUGUACUCACCCUGAAGUUCAAAGGCUCGCUGAAUGGCUCCCUGGCUGGAUUUUACAGAACUACCUACACUGAGAAUGGAGUAACCAAGAGUAUAGCAGUUACUGAUCAUGAGCCAACAGAUGCACGGAGGACGUUUCCCUGCUUUGAUGAGCCCAACAAAAAGGCAACUUACACCAUAGUUAUCAUCCAUAAAGAACCAUACAAAACACUCUCAAACAUGCCAGUGGAGCAAACUGUUCAACUGGGUGAUGGCUGGAACAGGACAACUUUUCAGAAAUCUGUCCCAAUGAGCACAUAUUUGGUGUGCUUUGCUGUGCACCAGUUUGACUGGGUAGAAAGAAAGUCUGCCAGAGGAAUUCCUCUCAGGAUCUAUGCACAGCCACAGCAAAUACACACAGCAGAAUAUGCUGCAAAUGUUACCAAAGCUGUAUUUGACUUCUUUGAACGGUAUUUUGAUAUGAACUAUUCUCUUCCAAAAUUAGAUGAAAUAGCUAUUCCAGAUUUUAAUGCCGGUGCUAUGGAAAACUGGGGUCUGAUCACUUACAGAGAAACAAGCCUACUUUAUGAUCCCAAAGAAUCUGCUUCCUCCAACAAACAGAGAGUAGCAGUUGUGGUUGCCCAUGAACUCGUUCAUCAGUGGUUUGGAAACAUUGUGACCAUGGACUGGUGGGACGACUUGUGGCUAAAUGAAGGAUUUGCCAGUUUCUUUGAGUACCUUGGAGUAAAUGCUGCAGAAUCUGAUUGGCAAAUGCUUGAUCAGAUGUUAAUUUACGAUGUGCUGCCUGUGUUGAAGGACGACUCCUUGUUGUCUUCCCACCCUAUUGUGGUCAAUGUGUCAUCUCCAGCUGAAAUAUCAUCAGUAUUUGAUGGUAUAUCAUACAGCAAGGGAGCAUCAAUUCUCAGAAUGCUUGAAGACUGGAUUACACCAGCAAAUUUUCAAAAAGGAUGUCAGAACUACCUAAAGAAAUACCAUUUUCAGAAUGCAAAGACAGAUGAUUUCUGGGAAUCCCUGGCACAGGCAAGUGGAAAUCCAGUGAAGGAAGUGAUGGACACCUGGACUAGGCAGAUGGGAUACCCUGUAUUGAGUGUGCAAGCCAAUUCAAAGAUCACACAGAAACGUUUUCUGUUGGACCCCUCAGCAAAUCCUUCUGAACCACCCUCUGAACUUGGUUACACUUGGAAUAUCCCAGUGAAAUGGCAUGCUGGGAAUGAAACAGGUGUUGCAUUCUACAAUAAGUCAGGAUCUGCAGGAAUUACUGUAACACCUGGGAAUCCUGCUUCUUUACUGAAAAUAAAUCCAAACCACAUUGGAUUUUAUCGUGUAAAUUAUGAAACACAAAUUUGGAACGACAUAACCAAGAAUCUGCUUAACAAUCACAAGUUUUUUUCUUCCACCGAUCGUGUUGGGCUGUUGGAUGAUGUGUUUUCUUUGGCAAGGGCUGAAUUUCUGGAUUACUCUGUUUCAUUGAAUCUAACAAAAUAUUUACAAAAUGAAGAGGACUAUUUACCUUGGAACGGUGUUAUAACAGCUGUAUCUUACCUCAGAGAGAUGCUUACAGAUGAUACAGAGCUUUACCCCAAGUUUAAGGCAUACUUUCGCAGUUUGGUUAAACCCAUUGCUAGUAAGCUUGGUUGGAAUGAUGAUGAAACUGGAAGCCAUGUGACAAGGCUUCUUCGUGCAGCUGUUUUAGAAUUUGCAUGCCGUAUGGACGACACAGAUGCUUUAAACAAUGCAUCUACCUUAUUUUAUUCCUGGUUAAAUGGAGCAAGUCUACCUGUAAAUCUCCGGCUCUUGGUUUAUCGCUAUGGGAUGCAGAACUCUGGAAAUGAGACAUCAUGGAACUACAUGUUUCAGAAAUAUCAAAGCACUCCAUUAGCUCAAGAGAAAGAAAAGUUGCUUUAUGGUCUGGCAUCAGUGAAGAACAUCACGCUUCUGGACAGGUAUCUAAAGUAUAUUUACAACACUAGUCUUAUUAAAAGUCAGGAUGCGUUCACUGUCCUGAAAUACAUCUCCUAUAACAGCUAUGGUAAAACCAUGGCUUGGGACUGGAUGCGACUCAACUGGGACUAUCUAGUCAAAAGAUACACUCUCAACAAUGCAUAUCUUGGUCGACUGGUAUCCAUAACCCAAACAUUCAACACUGACCUUCAGCUUUGGCAGAUGGAAAAUUUCUUUGAGAAAUACCCUAUUGCUGGAGCAGGAGAAGCACCCAGGAAACAAGCUCUCGAAACAGUGAAGACCAAUAUAGCAUGGCUAAAACAAAACAAGGGAGAGAUAGAAGCAUGGUUUAACUAAUUUGUGUUUGCUUCAAAGCUGCAAAUAUUUAAAAAUGUCCUAUCUUAUUUUUAUUCACUUACUAUUUCUUACAUGAAUAUUUGUGAGUGUUUACAAAUGCUGUCUCUGAAUUUUACAAUAUGCACUUAAAUACACAAAUAAAGUUAAGUACCCACUCAGAUAAAUAGGACUACAGUACAUGUAAGAGUAAAGUAGCUCAUGAAAUAAAUAAGCGUUUGUGUUUGUACCUCCCAACUACUGCUUUGAAAAAUGUACUCCUUAUUUAUGUAGAAAGCAAUCUGUUUAAGAAUAUUUAAAACACUCAGGGAUUCCCUACCCAGUGAAUUUUCCAGGUGGUCUAUUCUAAGCAAUAAUAUGAACUUGUUUAAAAAAACAUCAGGGCUGUCAAACAAUUAAAAAAUGUAAUCGCAAUUAAUCGUGUGCGCCUCCCCUUUGAAACGCUGUGGUGGCAUUUCAACAGGGCAGCACUGCACGGAGCUUGGGAUCAGCUGGAAUCUCCAGCUGGACCCCGGGCUUCAUGCAACGUUGCCCCUUGGAUGCACUGUGGUGACGUUUCCAAGGGACAGCUCAUUAGAAACCUAGGAUCAGCUGGGGACUCCAGCAGAUCUCCAGGUCCGCUGUUGCAAAGUCCCUUUGAAGUGCUGGGUUUCCUUGCACUGCCCCUCUGAAGUGCCGUUUUGCUGC